Molecule: messenger RNA, 3457 nt
Organism: Trachemys scripta elegans
Lineage: Eukaryota; Metazoa; Chordata; Testudines; Emydidae
Gene: FGR
Product: FGR proto-oncogene, Src family tyrosine kinase
Exons: 13
Coding region: 634-2238 (534 amino acids)
Biological process (GO): protein phosphorylation; innate immune response; cell differentiation
Cellular component (GO): extrinsic component of cytoplasmic side of plasma membrane
Molecular function (GO): signaling receptor binding; non-membrane spanning protein tyrosine kinase activity; ATP binding
Source: RefSeq, a predicted model, not a curated record
CCCAGAGCUAGGUCGCCUGGAUUCCCUUCUCCCUCAGAAGAUACCGACCAGGCCAGGUCUGCAGGACCCUAGUGACCCGCUGCAGGUCAGGGGAGAUGUGGGGGAGGAAGGGGUUGGUAGCUCUGCAAUCUACCCCUGGCCUGGGCAGCCCGCUGUUGUGGGAUUGAUUGUGUGAUUGGGGUGGGGUGUGCCCAGGAAGGGCUUUCAAAUCCCCCCUCCCGGAGGAGCUCCUGAUUGACAGGACCCCAGGCGGCAGCAAUCAAUGACUGGGUGGAACCUAGCGGCGGGGUCUCCACCAGCUGAUGGGGAUUUGCUGGGAUGCGUAAGCUCCCAGCCCAGCUCUCUCCGGCUCCCACUCGCACAAUGAAACCUUGCUAAGGGGGGGGGGGGGGGGGGAAGAGCAGAAGGGGGCCGGCUGAGGGCUGUACACCAGUAAGAAGAACUGAAGAGACAGGGAAACACGCAGGCACCCACCGGCGCGCUGUGCCCUGCCCGCCUCCCCGCCAGAGGCCAGCUCAGCCCCGUGCCCGCAGGCUGGAGCCGGGCGCAAGACGCGCAAGGUGUUGGUUCUCCUCGGGCAGGUAACAUGGAGCAGCUGAACUGACCUGAGGAGCCGUCCCAGCUUUGCCCAGAAUGGGCUGUGUGUAUUGCAAGGAGAAGGAGUCGAAUAAAGGCCAGACGGAGAACACCGAUGGCUCGGCAUCGAAAUCCUGCUACGGCCCCGACCCGACGCAGCAGAAUCCCUCCAGCAGCUUCACCCGCAUCCCCGACUUUAACAACUUCCACAGCACGCCCGCCGGCGCCCCCGCCUUCAUGGGCCCCGGCCUCUAUCCCAACAGCACCUUGUGUGGAGUGGGGAUCACAGGCGGGGGCGUGACCCUCUUCAUUGCCUUGUACGAUUACGAAGCCCGGACGGAAGAUGACCUGACGUUCCUGAAGGGGGAGAAAUUCCACAUUAUCAACAAUACCGAGGGCGACUGGUGGGAGGCGAGGUCCCUGAACACAGGGGCCACGGGCUACGUCCCCAGCAACUACGUGGCUCCGGUGGACUCCAUCCAGGCGGAAGAGUGGUACUUUGGGAAGAUGGGGCGAAAGGACGCUGAGAGGCAGCUGCUGUGUCAGGGCAACCCCCGAGGGACCUUCCUCAUCCGUGAGAGCGAGACCACCAAAGGUGCCUACUCCCUGUCCAUCCGGGACUGGGACGAGAUGAAGGGCGACCACGUGAAGCACUAUAAGAUCCGGAAGCUGGAUAACGGUGGCUAUUACAUCACCACGCGGGCCCAGUUCGAGACCAUCCAGGAACUGGUCCACCAUUACAUAGAGCGAGCUGCGGGCCUGUGCUGCCGCCUGGCCGUGCCGUGCCACAAGGGGAUGCCCAAGCUGGCAGACCUGUCUGUCAAAACCAAAGACGUGUGGGAGAUCCCGCGAGAGUCGCUGCAGCUGAUCAAGAAACUGGGCAAUGGGCAGUUUGGGGAAGUGUGGAUGGGCACGUGGAACGGCACCACCAAGGUGGCGGUGAAGACGCUGAAGCCGGGCACCAUGUCCCCGGAGGCCUUCCUGGAGGAGGCCCAGAUCAUGAAGCGGCUCCGGCACGACAAGCUGGUGCAGCUCUACGCCGUGGUGUCGGAGGAGCCCAUCUACAUCGUCACAGAGUUCAUGAGCCAAGGAAGCUUGCUGGAUUUCCUGAAGGACGGGGAUGGCCGGUUCUUGAAGCUGCCCCAGCUGGUGGACAUGGCGGCCCAGAUCUCGGCCGGCAUGGCCUACAUCGAGCGGAUGAACUAUAUCCACCGGGACUUGCGUGCCGCCAACAUCCUGGUGGGUGACAACCUGGUGUGUAAGAUUGCGGACUUCGGCCUGGCCCGCCUCAUCGAGGACAACGAGUACACGGCACGCCAAGGUGCCAAGUUCCCCAUCAAGUGGACAGCCCCGGAGGCUGCUCUCUAUGGGAAGUUUACUAUCAAGUCAGACGUGUGGUCCUUCGGCAUUCUCCUGACGGAGCUCGUCACCAAGGGCCGCGUGCCCUACCCAGGCAUGAAUAACCGGGAGGUGCUGGAGCAGGUGGAGCGGGGGUACCGUAUGCAGUGCCCCAGCAGCUGUCCCUCAUCCCUGCAUGAGUUGAUGGUGCAGUGCUGGAAGAAGGAACCGGAGGAGCGCCCCACUUUCGAAUAUCUCCAGUCCUUCCUGGAAGACUAUUUCACUGCCACAGAGCCUCAGUACCAGCCGGGGGACAACCAGUGAGCCCCGCUCUCUGAGCCGGCCGGCCGUGCCCAGGGCCCCUUCCCUGCAGCGGCUGCACCAGGCCAGGACUUCCCAGGCGGCACUGGGCCAGGACUUGCCAUGCCAGCCGGCCCCAGGCCAGGACUUCCCUCUUUGUAUAAUCUGGGCCAGAUCCCUUUUUUACAGUCGCCUUCUGGGGGUUUUGUUACUUUCCUGCCAUCUGCGCUCCCCUCACUCUGCCCUGGAGGGGGGUGCUUUGCACAAAUGCCUCCUAUUCUAAUGAGGAUCCUAGCCCAGGGCCAUUCUCGGGGGGCGGGGGGGGCUGAGUGAGGCUGCCCUGCAGCCCCCCUGUUGGUCCCACAUGGAGAAAUCCCCUCCCCGCCCCUUUCCAACUGCCUUCAACACCUAGCUCUUAACCUGAGAGAGAGGUGUGUGGUUUUUUUUUUUUUUUUUUUUUUUUUUUUUUUUUCCUUCCCUGGGGAGCAAUGAGGCCAUGCUGCCCGCAGGGGCCAGCCCAGCCUGCAGGGAGCAUCUCUCCAAACUCAGGGGGCCAAUGUGGGUGCCCUGGGCUUCGGAGGUGGCAGGGGCCAGGCCCGCUGCACCUCAGUGGCCUUGGACGGGGCGGGACCAGGCCCAUCGUCCCCCCAACUGGAUUGCAGCAGCUUUGGAGCGUGUCCAUCAGGCUGUUCUCUCCUGGGGCUGACGGCUGCGCCCCGUCUCCGGCCCCCCUGCUCUUGAGCGGCGUCCCGCUCCCCCCCUGCCCGGCUGCUGGUGCCCCCCUCCUGGAGUUGGUGCCGUCAUCUGCCACAAGUGCCUGGGGCGGAGGAGAGAGUCUUUGACUCAGGAUUGGGGGGCUGUAGGAUGCCCAAGCCACGGGACGCUUUCCACCGGCCAUGCAAGGCCUGGAUGGAGGCUGGGAGAGGGGAUGGGUGGAAGGUAACUAGUCCCCCCCCUCCCUCUCGCAGCCCAGCCAUGUGCCCUGACCCCUGGGAGGGGGGGACAGGUUUUGGGGGGGCUUUCCAGCUCUAGGAGCCCACGUCUCAGGUGGGGCCUUGGGGAGGCUGUUGCCCAGCCUAGGCCACCACUGUGCGCCCCUCACUGCUAGUCCUAACGUGCUGUGGGGGCAGAAGCCCAUUGCCGACCACUCCCCCAGCCAGUCCUCAAGCCUCCUCAGUAGCAUUACAAAGCUGGGGGGUCAGGAAGUGUCUCCGGGGUGGAGGCAGCACCCCCCCCCCCCCUU